This is a messenger RNA of Trichechus manatus latirostris (Florida manatee), 4453 nucleotides long. RefSeq names its product autophagy related 9A (gene ATG9A). The transcript is spliced from 15 exons. The record is from RefSeq and is a predicted model, not a curated record. Gene Ontology annotation, cellular component: autophagosome; phagophore assembly site. Gene Ontology annotation, biological process: nucleophagy; autophagy of mitochondrion; protein localization to phagophore assembly site. NCBI's taxonomy places the organism in Eukaryota, Metazoa, Chordata, Mammalia, Sirenia, Trichechidae. The coding region runs from base 877 to 3396 and encodes 839 amino acids.
GGUCGUGGCGGCUGGAUGUGGGAAGGCAACCCUGCCCACCCGGGCUAUCAACUGUAGGCCCGGCUGGAUCGCUCCAACAUCCACAGGAGCCCCCGAGCCCAGGCCCAGCCGAGGCUCCAUGGGCCCCGAGUCCAUCCAGACCCGGUGAGUGGUGCUUUCCCUGAGGGGUUGAUCAGCGUCUCUGGACUCAGGGCGGUCCCUAAUCCAGAGAAUCUCACUGGGGCCAGACUGGGCCAAGACCCGUGGGCCCUGGGGUCUGCACUAACUGGGCGAGUGCCACUGAGAUCAUGUCUGGCUCCAGAGAACGCACAAAUUCAUACAGGAUCUGGGGUCUCCACUGACCCGGUGAGGAUUUCCCUUCCAAGAGAGCCUGUCUGCUGAGUCUGGUGCUAGGGAAACAGGGAAAGGGGUUGACCAGAAACAGCCUCUUCAGAAAAGGCUUUUCUUGGGUUUUGGGCUUGGGGCUUUCUGGAUCCUGAGAGGCUUGCUUAAUUUUGGAAGCUGAGGUGAGGCAAUGUGGAGAUAGUUCAGAGGAGCCACUGGACCUCAGGCCUGCACUGACCCAAUCUCCACAGGUCAAUAAGUCACUUCUUGGAACCCUGAGUCGAACGUGUCGUACAGCCAGAGGAAGUAUUCAUAGUCCUAAGCUGAAACAGUACCUCUUCCCCACUGCAGCCUCCCUGCCCCAUGCUUGGCCUCCUUUUAAUGGGAGGUGGGAGUGGGUGGGAGAGUUCAGUCCCUUUCUAUCCCCACUCCCCACUCUCUGGGGCCUGACACCUUCUCCUCCAGCAGCUGCAGAGCCAGGGCAUCGAGGGCUGGAGUGGAACGGACACUGUCCAUGGAGCUGGUGGAUAAGGUGGACAGGGGGUGGCGGUGAUGGCGCAGUUUGACACUGAAUACCAACGCCUAGAGGCCUCCUAUAGCGAUUCACCCCCAGGAGAGGAGGACCUGUUGGUGCAUGUCCCUGAGGGGAGCAAGUCACCUUGGCACCACAUUGAAAAUCUUGACCUCUUCUUCUCUCGAGUUUAUAAUCUACACCAGAAGAAUGGCUUUACUUGUAUGCUCAUCGGGGAGAUCUUUGAGCUCAUGCAGUUCCUCUUUGUGGUUGCCUUCACCACCUUCCUGGUCAGCUGUGUGGACUACGACAUCCUAUUUGCCAACAAGAUGGUGAACCACAGUCUUCACCCUACCGAGCCUGUCAAGGUCACUCUGCCAGACGCCUUUCUGCCUGCCCAAGUCUGUAGUGCCAGGAUUCAGGAAAAUGGCUCCCUUAUCACCAUCCUGGUGAUCGCUGGUGUCUUCUGGAUCCACCGGCUUAUCAAGUUCAUCUAUAACAUUUGCUGCUACUGGGAGAUUCACUCCUUCUACCUGCAUGCUCUGCGCAUCCCUAUGUCUGCCCUCCCGUACUGCACGUGGCAGGAAGUGCAGGCCCGGAUUGUGCAGACCCAGAAAGAGCACCAGAUCUGCAUCCAUAAGCGUGAACUGACGGAGCUGGACAUCUACCACCGCAUCCUCCGCUUCCAGAACUACAUGGUGGCACUGGUUAAUAAAUCCCUCCUUCCUCUGCGCUUCCGCCUGCCUGGCCUUGGGGAGGCCGUCUUCUUCACCCGUGGUCUCAAGUACAACUUCGAGCUGAUCCUCUUCUGGGGACCUGGCUCUCUGUUUCUCAAUGAAUGGAGCCUCAAGGCUGAGUACAAACGUGGGGGGCAACGGCUAGAGCUGGCCCAGCGCCUCAGCAACCGCAUCUUGUGGAUUGGCAUCGCCAACUUCCUGCUGUGCCCCCUCAUUCUCAUCUGGCAAAUCCUCUAUGCCUUCUUCAGCUACGCUGAGGUGCUGAAGCGGGAGCCUGGGGCCCUGGGAGCCCGCUGCUGGUCACUCUAUGGCCGCUGCUACCUCCGCCACUUCAACGAGCUGGAGCAUGAGCUGCAGUCCCGCCUCAACCGCGGCUACAAACCCGCCUCCAAGUACAUGAAUUGCUUCUUGUCACCUCUGCUGACAUUGCUGGCCAAGAAUGGUGCCUUCUUCGCUGGCUCCAUCUUGGCCGUUCUCAUUGCCCUCACCAUCUACGAUGAAGAUGUGUUGGCUGUGGAGCACGUCCUCACCACCGUCACACUCCUGGGGGUCACCGUGACCGUGUGCAGGUCCUUCAUCCCGGACCAGCACUUGGUAUUCUGCCCUGAGCAGCUGCUCCGCGUGAUCCUCGCUCACAUCCACUACAUGCCUGACCACUGGCAGGGUAAUGCCCACCGCUCGCAGACCCGGGACGAGUUUGCCCAGCUCUUCCAGUACAAGGCAGUGUUCAUCUUGGAGGAGUUGCUGAGCCCCAUUGUUACACCCCUCAUCCUCAUCUUCUGCCUCCGCCCACGGGCCCUGGAGAUUAUAGACUUCUUCCGCAAUUUCACUGUGGAGGUUGUUGGCGUUGGAGAUACCUGCUCCUUUGCUCAGAUGGAUGUUCGCCAGCACGGGCAUCCCCAGUGGCUGUCUGGUGGGCAGACAGAGGCCUCAGUGUACCAGCAAGCUGAGGAUGGGAAGACAGAGCUGUCGCUCAUGCACUUUGCCAUCACUAACCCUGGCUGGCAACCACCGCGUGAGAGCACGGCCUUCCUGGGCUUCCUCAAGGAACAGGUUCAGCGGGAUGGAGCAGCUGCUAGCCUUGCCCAAGGGGGUCUGCUCCCUGAAAAUGCCCUCUUUACAUCCAUCCAGUCCUUACAAUCUGAGUCUGAGCCAUUGAGCCUCAUUGCAAAUGUGGUAGCCGGCUCAUCCUGCCGGGGCCUGCCACUGCCCAGAGACCUGCAGGCCUCCCGGCACAGGGCUGAAGUUGCCUCUGCCCUGCGUUCCUUCUCCCCUCUGCAGCCUGGUCAGGCUCCCACGGGCCGGGCUCCCAGCACCAUGACAGGCUCUGGGGUGGAUGCCAGGACAGCCAGCUCCGGGAGCAGUGUGUGGGAAGGACAGCUGCAGAGCCUGGUGCUGUCAGAAUAUGCGUCCACCGAGAUGAGCCUGCACGCCCUCUAUAUGCACCAGCUCCACAAGCAGCAGGCUCAGGCGGAACCUGAGCGGCAUGUGUGGCACCGCCGAGAGAGUGACGAGAGUGGGGAGAGUGCCCCUGAAGAUGGGGGAGAGGGCGCCCGGGCUCCCCAACCUAUCCCCAGGUCUGCCAGCUAUCCCUGUGCUACACCUCGGCCUGGAGCACCUGAGACCACCGCCCUGCAGGGGGGCUUCCAGAGGCGCUACGGGGGCAUCACAGAUCCUGGCACAGUGCCCCGGGCUUCCUCUCACUUCUCCCGGCUGCCCCUUGGAGGAUGGGCUGAAGAUGGUCAGUCAGCAUCAAGGCAUCCAGAGCCCGUGCCUGAGGAGGGCUCGGAGGAUGAGCUUCCCCCUCAGGUGCAUAAGGUGUAGACAAGCCUGAGGAGGGUCCCUACGCCCCAGGAUGGAGGCCACCAGUGGCCUGCUGUCCCAUCUGCCCGCCAUGGGAGGGCUCCUCUGAGUGUUGCCUGGCUCCACGUGUGUGGUGUUUGUGUGUCCGUGCCUGGCCAAGGGAGGUGCCAACACUGGGCUUGCCACAGCCCCAGGAGAGGAAUUUGGGGCCCAGGAACUAGGGGCACACAGGACUCUAGCCUCAUUCCCGUGCCCCUCCUUGGCUCAGAGUGUGGUGCUAGAAACUGGUCCCCAGCCCAGCCCCAGUACUGCCACUUUUGCACCCACCCCUGCAAGUUCUCCAUAAGGUUGCCCACCACAGAAGCUGCCAAGCAGGGAGAACCUGUGCCAACUGGAGUGGGGUGGUUGGGCCUGGGCCCUCAAACCCAGUGCCGCCCAAGCCCUGCGUAGAUGAACAGCUCAGGCUGUGGCCCUUACCUCACCUCAGUACUCUCCCAGUGCUGCAGCCUGCUCACCUCUCCCGCUUCCGCACAUCACUGGCACGUGUGUGCCACUUGCUCCCCUUCUGUUCGCUUGCCCCUUCUGUUCGGCUUUUGCUUUGUGUUGGGGUGGAUGUCCUAGCUCCCAGCUCCCCUCACCCUACCUUUUGACACUAAGAGGGAAGGUUUCUAAAUCACAGGAGCAGGAUCGAAAUUCUUUGCUGCCCCCUCCAACUUUUAGGAUGGGCCCCUAGGAGGCUGAGGCCUUGUUAGGCCCCCAUUGCUGCUUAUUGUACCCCCACCCCAACCCCCGCCGCCUGCACUUAGGACGAUCAGGGCUGGAGUGCCCCUGGCUGCCCUUACCUCCCAGCAAAGAGAGCUGUGGCCUGCAUCCCGCUGCCCCCUAGAGGUGGGUAAGGGGCGACAGGAGGCCUCGGCCUAGGCUUUGGGCUGCCGCAUUGCAUGCUGGGACUCAGUCCCUGCCCUCUGCCCCACCCCUCCCUCAGCUCUGGUCUGCUGAGCUGCCCGAACUCACAGUGGAACGGGGCGGGGACCGUGUACAGCUUGAUAAACCUUAAUAAAGAAGGGACUUUGACCAG